This is a messenger RNA of Colletotrichum phormii, 2093 nucleotides long. Its product is annotated as lactose permease. The record is from RefSeq and is a predicted model, not a curated record. The transcript is spliced from 5 exons. Gene Ontology annotation, cellular component: membrane. Gene Ontology annotation, biological process: carbohydrate transport; transmembrane transport. Lineage: Eukaryota; Fungi; Ascomycota; Sordariomycetes; Glomerellales; Glomerellaceae. Gene Ontology annotation, molecular function: carbohydrate:proton symporter activity. Bases 287 to 1858 code for a protein of 523 amino acids.
CCGAGUUCCGGUCACACUUUUACCCCAUGGGGAUGGACCGGGGUCAUGAAGCCGUGCAGAGCUACCGAGAAUCUGGUCUGAUCUGGACUCUAGGCGGGGGCUGGAAAACCUGGAGUUGGUUGCAUGUGUUGUCGACGGCUCUUCCAAAAUAUAUGAAUAGCAUGGUAUCUCGUCGUAUUCUCAGAUUUGGGUCAUCAUUGAUGCUUCAAUCAGGAGCCUGCGACACCUCUGCCAGCAACCCAACGGCGACAACCUCGAAGAUCACGCAGAAAUUUCAACCUUCAAGAUGGGCGUAUUCUCGAAGAAAAAGGGAGCGGAGCUAGCCGUGGGGUCGGCUCUUGCAGCUGUUCUACCCGCGAAUCCCAAGCCGUGGUACUUGACGCCUCACCUACUCAAAUUGAAUCUGCUGUUGCUGGUGCCUUUGUUCUCUUCUGCAUCUGUAGGCUACGAUGGCUCGAUGAUGAACGGCUUGCAAACCCUUCCUCAAUGGCGCCAAUUUUUCGGAAAUCCUGAGGGUGCUAUUCUCGGUCUCAUGAAUGCUGUAUAUCCUCUCGGCAAAGUUGUAGCACUCUUCAUCGUAACCUACAUCUCGGACAGAUAUGGGCGGAAGCUCCCUCUGGUUCUAGGCUUAGUAGCUUGCAUUGGAUUUGCCAUCUUGCAAGGCAUGUCUAAAGACCUUCCUAGCUUUGUCAUAGCAAGAGCUUUGCUGGGGUUCUUCACGACUUUCAUCAGCCAGCCGAGCCCUAUUCUGAUUACUGAGUUGGCGUACCCUACCCACCGCGGCCGAAUUACAGCUUUAUACAACACAUUCUUCUACUUUGGCUCCAUAUUUGCUGCAUGGUGCACGUUUGGAACCUUCAAGAUUGCGUCCACAUGGAGCUGGCGAAUUCCGUCUAUACUGCAAGGGGCAGUCCCCAUCAUCCAACUCAUGGGUGUUUACUUCAUACCUGAGUCCCCUCGCUGGCUGAUGCGCCGUGGUCGGAAGGACGAGGCUAGAAAGGUUUUCGCCGAUUGUCACGCUGGCGGCAACCUCAAUGACCCUCUCGUCGACUUUGAGAUGCGCGAAGUCGAACUUACUCUGGGAGAGGAGGCCGAAGCCAUGUCCCAGUCAUCUUGGCUCGAACUUGUGCGAACCCCUGCCAACCGAAAGCGAACACUCAUCGCCUGUAUUGUUGGCUUCAGCUCCCAGUGGAAUGGGGUCGCAGUGGUCAGCUACUACUUGAGUCUCGUGCUCAACACUAUCGGCAUUACUGAAGUCAAGGACCAGACUUUGAUCAAUGGAAUGCUGCAAAUCUUCAACUGGAUCAUUUCAACCUUCCUCGGAGCGCUCAUGGUAGACCGGCUGGGUCGACGACCAUUAUUCUUGAUCUCCACGGCAGGCAUGCUUGCGAGUUACAUCGCUUGGACCGGAUUGACGUCUCACUUUGUCGCCAGCCAUAACGAAGCAACUGGAAGAGCAGUCGUAGCCUUCAUUUUCAUCUUCUACUUCUUCUACGACAUUGCUUGGACGCCGCUCCUGCAAGCCUACCCUGUGGAGAUUUUCCCAUACACCCUUCGUGGUCGCGGCUUGUCGGUCACAUACAUCACUGCCUUCACUGGUCUGAUCAUCGGCAAUCAGGUCAAUCCGAUUGCGAUGAAGGCGAUCGCAUGGAAGUACUACAUAGUCUUCUGCUGUAUUCUCGGAGUCUUGUUUGUUGUGAUCUGGUUCCUUUUCCCCGAAACCAAGGGUCACACACUGGAGGAAAUUCGUGAGGUCUUCGAGGGCAAGUCUGCGAAUGCCAAGGUCGAAGACGUCGAGGGCGGCGAGGAUGAAGAGACUAAGAAAGAUGGCAAGAUCAAACAGGUUGAGCUGGCAUAAUUGAUGACUGACAUCUCAUGAUCUCAAUCGGGCGCACGUAUUUUUCAGGCUACAAGUCAAGUUAGGAAGUUUUCAACGGGAGAAUACAGACAGUCCAGCUACAAUGAAAUGCAAUUUAACUCCAGAUCAACGAGCUCGAGGUUUCUAUGGUAACCGUGAGUGAUGUUCACAGUCGAAGACAUCGGCCCAUUUGCCAGCCGCAACUCAAGGCUUAGUUGCAUCGGCGGCGUAUCGG